AUGGCUCAAUGGACCGACCCAUCGCGUUCUUUUUUAAUACAUGCCGUCAGAGUUAAAAAGGUUGGAAUUUUUUCUUUUUCCGGAAAAAUUUCAAUAAUUUGAUAGUUGUAAUUUCAAAAGUUGUCAAGUUGGUAAGAGAGUCUUCAAGUUACAUGGCUCACUGAAAUACAUAUUAAAAACUGAAAAGACAGCAUUGAAAAGUUUAUAAAAAUUCAAAUUAAUAUUUUUGACCGGGUGCAUACACAGAAACAUCAUAUUUCACGACACUUUUUUCAAACCUCAUGGCGUGUUCAUCGGAGAAACGGAACAUGCUUCAAAACGAAAAAUCGUGUUCAUCGGCGCGCCAAACUUGCUCCAAAACAGUACUAAUUUUUGUUUUGGAGCAACUUUUUUGCGUUUCAAAGCAAUUUCCGUUUUGUCCGAUGACCACGCCAUCAAAAAAUUUGCAAAUUUUUUUUUUCAUAAACUUCCACAAAAAUGGGAAGUUUUCUUCGAUAUUAAUUUUUUACAAUAAUCGUCGUUUAAGUAUAAGUAUUGAUUCCAGGUAUUAUGGGACAAAGAUAUGGCAACAGAUGCGCAGUGCAAAGCGGCAAAGGUGAAUAUAACUUUUUUUGAAGUCUCGUUUCAUUGUAAAAUGUUUUUCUGCUUCACCAGUGAAGACGUUAACUUUUAAGAACUUUCGAAAGCAGGGAUUUUGAAUAAUUUUCUAAACUGUUUUCAAAAAAAAUCUUUGUAGGUGGUCGCGUUUCAAGAAGUGACGGAUGAUUUGAACGCGGCUUUUCCGUCAACGACAAAGUUCAGCUGUGAGUUAUUUUCUCACAAGAGAAAAAAUGAUAAAAUUUCUCAGGCGAAGAUGUGAGAUCGCAGUGGAAGAAUUUGAAAGAUACCUUUGUCCGGAAACUUCGAUGGGUCAGCGAGGGAAAGUCAGUUAUUGAAAUAAAAUUUCAUGAUAUUUUUUGCUUUUUAUCUUUUUAAUCAAGCUCUGAAAAUUUAAGUGAAUGUUUCUUAAGGUACACGGAUGAUCCUUUGAAAGAGCCGACAUGGAAGUUCUACCGAAUGCUCUCGUUUCUUGAUGAAAAGGAGCUAAAAAGAGUUUCCAGCGGCGCCGACACCACUUUUGAUUUACAGAUGCAAAGAGAAAACGAUCAUACGUUAGUUUUUCACAUAAUUUGUUCAUUUUUUACCAAACUGACUUUUUUUAGGCUUCACUUAGUGAAAAACGAGCUCCACCAUCUCAACCAAUACGACAAUAGCAAUCACAGCGCAACGAGUGAGGAGCAAAUGCUCCAGAUGUUCGUCCAGCAGGUCUGGAUAUUGAAAGGAAAAGGAAACGAAUAAUGAGCUCAAAAAAGCGUGUGUGAUCAGAAAUUACUUUGUUUCGGUUUCAUGGUGAAGUGUAGGACAAGAGCUUGAGUUCUUGAAACUGAAAUUGAGUGCCAGUCCGCAAUCCGCCGUCGCGUGUAUGCAGACGCCGUUUUCUGUUGCAACGAUUCCGUUUGAAAUUUUUGCUUUUUUCCUCUCAUUUUCUAUCAAUAUUGAUUUUUCUGCAACACGAAAAAAAAAUUUGCAUUGACAGGUUUUCGAGUCGUUUAUGAAUGUGUUUUACACAAUCAAUGAACAAUGAUAGAAAAAAUGUGUAAAAAAAAGAAAACUUCGAAAUAAUGGCGCGAAACGAUUUGGCGCAACAGAAAGCGUCUGCAUACACGCGACGGCGCAUCGCGGACUGACGUUUUUUCUUGGAAUCGGCUCCCUUGUCCUACACUCUCAUAGUGGACUUUCUUAACACCUGAAAAAAUCCAAAAAGUCUUCCAAUCAGGUUUCUAGUUAAGUGAUCUGUAAAGUUGAUUUCCAUUUUUUUUUUUCCAUUUUCGACUAAAAUUUGAUGUUGAUCAUUAAGAUUUUGAAAACCUGGAUACCUUAUGUUGCAGUCAUAUCCGCCAGAGAAGCCGUCGGCGUCGAGCGUGUCGCCGCCUUCUCCAGCCCUGCCGCCGGUCUCGAACUCGACGCCGUGCUCGGAGACGAUCUGCGCCAAGCCGUCGUACACCAAUGGUACACAUGGCGGAAACCUCAGCAACGGCAACAGCGGCCUCGAUGACGACGAUGAGCCUAGGAGAAAGAGAGUGAGGCUUCCAAGCGUUUCAGGGAGUUUACUAUUUAUUUUCUUCUCUAGGUUUACAGCCGGAGGAUGGCCAUGCAGAACGGCAACCAUCAGGACGAAUUCGAUCUUUUCGGCGCCUGUGUAGCUGCUCAACUCAAACGGUGAGCGAAAAGAAGUAAACAAAAAUAACUCGGGAUCAUCAGGUUAUGUGAUGAGAAUUCGCGGUCGGCGGCGUUACGUCUUCAGAAGCGACUGAGUGACGUCAUCUACGAGUCGCAGAUCGAGCUUCUCGAACGCUGA
This is a messenger RNA of Caenorhabditis auriculariae, 2398 nucleotides long. Lineage: Eukaryota; Metazoa; Nematoda; Chromadorea; Rhabditida; Rhabditidae. The record is from the annotation of a GenBank genome assembly.